Messenger RNA from Nakaseomyces glabratus, 2034 nucleotides. RefSeq names its product Rgp1p (gene RGP1). The record is from RefSeq and is a predicted model, not a curated record. Gene Ontology annotation, biological process: retrograde transport, endosome to Golgi. Gene Ontology annotation, cellular component: Ric1-Rgp1 guanyl-nucleotide exchange factor complex; Golgi membrane. Lineage: Eukaryota; Fungi; Ascomycota; Saccharomycetes; Saccharomycetales; Saccharomycetaceae.
AUGCAUCUUCACAAAAUUGAUGCAUUUUACAUAACUGAUAAUGUUAAGGUAGAACUAAUACAUGAAUCGAAUCCAUUUUUUGCAGGGGAACCCAUAUCGAUUAUUGUGAGGAUAAAGCAUUUGGGGUCUCUAAGAGAAAGAGACCAUUUGGAAACUACACUAAAUAACUUGAAUGGGAAAAUACAGAGGAUACGACAGGAAAAUAGGGAAAUCUUAGAAAAUGAAAUACCAGAAAGUAAAUGGUCACUAAGAAAUAUGUUUUCGAAGAAGAAUGGUGAUGAGUCUGCUCAAAAUGCAACUGAUAGUAAUUUAACAUUGAUCACAGAUGUCAAAGAACAAUUGGUAUUGCUAGAAAAAAGCAGAGAAAGACUGACAAAAGAUCUGAAAUUCAACUCCAUAGUAAAUUUUGUCUCUUGCUACUUACAGGUAAGUGGUAAGUUACAAUACGACAAUUCCAUAAUAGAUAAAAGUACCUUCAAAUCAAAUGAUUCUAAGCUAUUAGGAGUAACAUAUGCCGAUUCAACUGCAAAACAGUUAAAUGAAGAAUCUAUAAGCAAAUCUGAUAAAUAUGUUAAUUCUGAAUACGCUAAUAUAACAGAAGGCUUGCGGUUUGGGUAUAGAGAAGAUGAAAAGAUUAUAAAUGAUACUAACAUCUCUAUGGGAGCCAAUGAUAGAGAAAAUUCUAAUGCCGAGUAUGAACAAGUUCCGAUAUUCUUGAUUCCACAAACUUUAAUUUUCUCUGAAAUCAAUUUAGAACCAGGGGAAGCAAAAACUUUCUUAUUUAAGUCUCAACCUUUGAAUAAAGAAAUUUGUCCAACAUACAUGCUUUCAAACUUUCUCUCAGUUCUUUAUGAUGCCGAGUUUGGUAUAACUGGUGUUGUUGAUGGUAAUCUUAUUCCUAUUGCUAAAAAAGUUCCUAUUUCAAUUGCACCAUAUGUAUUAGAAGGUGGUAUGCAGGCCUCAUCUGUUCUAAAUCGCCCUGCCGUUAUUCAGGGUUCUGGAACAGUAAAGGAGAUUAAGUCAUCACCCUCUUCGAUAAGAAGAGCAUCUGCUCCACAAAACCAUGUCUCUAACACUUUAGAAAGGAGAUAUUCUGUUGAAAGAAGAAGCUCGUUAUAUGAAAGGAGACUAUCUAUUAAUUUUGAAAGAAAAAACUCAAACCCAACAGUUGUUGAUGAUAUUGAACCUGAGAGAUUAUCUUUAAUGAAAGAAAACUUUAUUAAGAUUAUCAGUGAUAAAGAGACAAACUAUGAUGAUAUUGAUAAGCUUGUGGAUAAUUUAGUCGAGGUUCAAUUUGAUAAAGACGAAAAAGACAAGGAUUCCAAGCCUGACAUUGAACUUGAGGAGGAACACAAAAAUGAGGAGUAUGUGGUUACGAGGAAGAGAAGUGACUCUGUGCGUGAUCACAUUGCAGAACUACAGAACACUCCUAAUAUGCAAUAUAAUGUGGAGUCGUAUGUCAUUGAUGGUGUCACGAUGAUCCCACAACUUGCUAACUUACAAAGUACAUAUCAAAUUAACAGGAAUGGUGAAACAAUUGCAAAGGUAGUUUUUUCAAAACCAUUCUUUAUGACUUCAGAUGAUAUUGAUAUAUCCGUGACCUUAGAUGAUUGCGAUGAGAGGCAAACUAGAAUAACUGGUAUUUCUGCCAUACUUCAAUCUUUUGUACUACUGAAUCCUCGAUUUGCUGUUGAUAAAACUUCAAAGGCAGCAAGACCAAAAGGAAAAACUGUUGCAGUCGAUAACUCUAUAAGUUUUGAUGACUUCACAUCAAUCUCGUUCAAGUUGAGUCCCUCUAAGACUCCGACAAACCAUAUUGCUGGUCAAUUUAAAUCUGAUAUUUUCCAACACAAAUGGAUGGUGCUUCUAAAAUUUGUAAUACAAAAACCUAUUGAAGAUGGUCACUUAGAACAAUUUUAUGAAGAUAAGAAGGGUAGGUUAUUUCAUGCCAAAGAAACUAUGGAAGGAGAGGAAUUUUCCUGCCACAUUCCAAUUCCUAUAAUUACUGCCUCUCAAGAAUUCGGUGGAUGGUGA